Molecule: messenger RNA, 2565 nt
Organism: Penicillium daleae
Lineage: Eukaryota; Fungi; Ascomycota; Eurotiomycetes; Eurotiales; Aspergillaceae
Gene: abr1
Product: multicopper oxidase abr1
Exons: 6
Coding region: 1-2565 (854 amino acids)
Biological process (GO): cellular response to iron ion starvation; reductive iron assimilation
Cellular component (GO): high-affinity iron permease complex
Molecular function (GO): ferroxidase activity; copper ion binding
Source: RefSeq, a predicted model, not a curated record
AUGGGCAAGUUGAAUUUCUUGCUUCUGGCUGGCCUCGCCGCCAAGCUGGUCGCCGCCAAGGACGUCCAUCUCGAAUGGAACGUUACUUGGGUCAACGCCUCGCCGGAUGGAUAUGAACGGCCUGUGAUUGGUAUCAACAACCAAUGGCCCUGCCCACAAGUGGAUGUCGAAUUUGGUGACCGGGUCAUUGUGGACGUAUACAACGGACUGGGUAACCAGUCGACGGGUGUUCACUGGCACGGUUUCCAUCAAUAUCACACUGGUGUCAUGGAUGGUUCCAGCUCCGUGACCCAAUGUCCUAUUCCUCCCGGCUCGCACAUGCAAUAUUCCUUCUAUGUUAAAAAGGCUAAUCAAACUGGAACCUAUUGGUAUCACUCGCACAACAUGGGACAAUACCCGGAUGGAUUCCGUGGCGCAUUCAUUGUUCACGACCCCAAGCCGCCAUUCCACUAUGAUGACGAGUUCACUAUUACUCUCAGCGAAUGGUACCACCGCGAAAUGGCCGAUCUGCUCCACGAGUAUCUAUCAGAGGAGAACUUGCAAGCCUUUGCUGGUAACGAGCCUGUCCCCAACUCGGCUCUGAUCAAUGAUUCUACCAACACCAAGAUCAAGGUCGAGCCUAACAAGACCUAUCUUGUGCACAUUAUCUGUGUUGGCAACUGGCCCGGUCAUACCUGGGUUUUGGACGGCCACGAGAUGACUGUUGUCGAAGUUGAUGGUGUAUACACUGAACCCUAUACUGUGGGCAGCAAGAUGCUUCGUGUUGCUCCUGGCCAGCGCACAAGUGUCUUGAUCCACACGAAGCCUGACGCCAGCGAGAACUUUGCCAUCUGGGACACCAUGGAUAUCAACAUGAUGUUCAUCUACGAGAACCGGACCAUUCCUGAAAACUACAACCCCAACGUCACUGCCUGGCUGGUGUACGACGAGGCGAAGCCCCUGCCCCCUCCCCCUGUUCUGUACGAGUUCGACUUUGCGGACGACGUCGCUUUCGUUCCUCUCGACAAGGAGCCUCUGCUCCAGCCUGUGAACAAGCAGAUUAUCAUCGAUACCUCCUCCACAGAGAUCAACGGUAUCCGGCGCUUCACCAUCAACAACAAGACCUAUAUUCCCCAGGAGGUCCCUACCCUGUACACUGCCAACACAAUCGGCAAAGACCUCGCGUCUAACCCAGAGGUCUACGGUCAAGUCAACCCCUUCGUGGUCAACUACGGCGACGUCGUCGAGAUCGUCAUCAACAACCACCACGACAACUUGCACCCGUGGCAUCUACACGGCCACGAGUUCCAGGUCCUGGAGCGCACAGGCGUUGAUGGCGGUUACUUUACCGGUGCCUACUCCGCGAACAUCUCGCAAACUCCCAUCCGCCGUGAUACGAUCAUGGUCCAGAACUACGGCCAUGCCGUGCUGCGCUUCCGCGCGAAUAACCCCGGCGUCUGGUUGCUGCACUGCCACAUCGAAUGGCACGUCGAGGCUGGUCUCGUCGCUACGAUUAUCGAGGCUCCUGAGACAUUCCCGGAGUCGCAGCAUGCUCCGCCCCAGAGCCACUAUGAUUCUUGUGCUGCCUAUCCUGACCCUUUUAAUGGCAAUGCUGCGGGCAAGAAGGGUCUUGAUUUGUCUGGUGCGAAUACUGAGGUUGAGACUGAUACCUAUGGUGCUAUGUAUAACCACACGGGUGAUGUUGCGGCUGCUCCAUCUGCUCCAUCUGCUUCGUCUGCCCCUGCUGUGGCUGCUUCUUCUGCGCCUGCUCCUGUUCCUGAGAAGCCUCAGACUACUUCGGUGCCGCCACCUCCUGCUGCUACUGCUCCUGAGUAUACCCAGGCACCUCCUCCUGCUGCCAUUGCACCCGAGCAUACCUGGGUGCCUCCUCCUGGGCAGGGUCCGAUACCUACGCCUACUCAUCAUAUUCGUCCACCGCCUCAUCAGCAGCCGGCACAUGAGGCCCCGGCCCCGGAAGCUCCCUCGCGGCCCGCGCCACAGGCCCCAGCUCUCCAGCAGGAGGCACCCGCACCGCAAUGCCCCGUUGCUCAUGUGCCAGCUCCCCAGGAGCCAGCUUCUCAGCAGGAGACACCCGCACCGCAGCCUCCCGUUCCUCAAGUGCCAGCUCCCCAGGAGCCAGCUCCUCAAGGAAUGCCCGAGUACCCUGAGUAUCCUACACCGGAGCCCGCGGAAGGUGUGCCCGUCUACCCCGUGCCACUGGCACCACCCCCGCCCGACGAGCCAAUCUACGUGCACGAGCACGAUAGCAACGGCCCUUGGCCUCGGCCUCACACAGACGAGAGCCAUGCCCAAGCUGGCGAUGGGCCGGAUGCUGACUACGCCCACUCGGAGGAUACCAAGGGUGCCUGGCCCAACCCGCACAGCGACAAGUCCGACGCACAGAUUGGUGACGGUCCUGAUGGACAGCCUAUCAUCGCUCACAACGAUGAUACCAAGGGCCUGUGGCCUAAUCCCUACGAGAACAACGGCUACGUCAAGGCUGGUGACCAUGUUAUCGAGACUCACGACAAUGGUCCCAACGAUCUUCCUCAGGGAUACGAGUACUGGCAGCAGUACGAGCAUUAG